AACUUGUCGCUGUGCGGACGUCACGUUUGGCUGCUGCUCCGAGAUUUGAGAAAUCCAUUCGAAAUAUCCGAUUUUACGUCUUUGUGCUUGGCUCUAUCGCGCUUUAUCGCUCAGUAACGGCGACCAUUAAUUAAAUGGCAAAGUGUCGGUGUGUCAAUUGAAUCUGUACGACUUUUGAUUGAAUUAAAAUACGAAGUUGCAAAACACAAUAACAGCAAUAAUAGCCAGUGCAAUUAGCGGUAAUUAAGCCGGACCAUCGCGGUAAUUUUUGCACAUUUUUGAUCGGGCGCCAAAAGAUAUUUUUUGCACACACACUGUCGCUCCCUGCCUUUUUUUGGGAUAAUUAAAUUGGAGAAUUGUGUUUUGGGAAGAGAGUCCUUCCGCCUGUUGUAGUGGUUGUGUGUGUGAGUGUGCGCUACGGUGUGUGUUCAGUUGUUGUGGAGGAAUUUCUCAUUAAACCGGGCGCUAAAAGGAUUACGAACCCGUUCAUCUUCAUCGUCAUCAGACCCGCAGCGGCCCGAAUAACGUUGGUUCUCCUCCUAAAACGGAAACGUUAACCCCCAAAAACAAAUCUGGAAAUUAUGAUGUCGCAUCAACUGCAGCAGACACGUCGCCGCUUGGGCUCCGUCAGCGAUUCGGCGCCACCAUCGGAGUCCAGUGAGGGCACCGGCUCCUCUUCGGAGCCGCGGGACGAGUUGAUUCUGCACCCCGACUGGUCGGCUCACUCCCAGUCCUCGGCACAGCGGAGCAGCGUCCAUGGGACCACAUUCUCGUAUAAUGCCUCGGACAUCGAUGCGGACACCAUUAGCACAGACACCACGAGCAACACCAAUCUGUCGGACUACGAGCGGGGUCAGGUGGAGAGCUUUUUCGGCGGCCUGGGCACCGAGAUAUAUGUGAGUGGCGCCCUGGCGAAUCUCUACGAGGGCACUGGCAAGGAUGGCGACUGGCGGCUGGUCUUUACCGGCAUCCCAGUGAUUCUACACGAUAAGGGUAACUGCCGGGCCAGGGCCAUACCCAGAGUAACCCUCGUGCUGGCCGAGAGGGGCUCCUGCUUCUCGCUCUGGUCGGAUCGCAUUGACAAUCUCUCGAACUACCGGAUUGCGGGUCCCUCUUUUCACACCAUGUGCCUGUCGAGCAAUCACCAGCAGAUGAUCGGCUUCAGCUUUGAUUCCACGGAUGCGGCCCGCGAACUCUGGCAGCAUGUGGAGCGGCUGGUCAGUGAUCCGGAGAAUAUAGCAUUGACUGUGCCUGGAACCAGGAAGCAGAAGAAGCAGAAGCGCGUUAAGCCGGCUCCCCUGCCGCCCAAGUCGCAGAUUUCGCAUCCGUGCCAGUUCCACCACGUGACCAGUGUGGUCAAGGAGGACAGCGAGCGGUACUACAGCAUGCAGGCCUUUGGGCCCCCGAAUCCCCAGCAGCAUCGUUGAGUAGGGUCGGGCGCGUGGAUCUGGAACACGAGCGCCCUUUGGUGGCAGAACUGAGAUCUGCAAAACCCCCCAAAAAAAGUAUAGAGAUCCAGCUAUAAACCCAUAGUUAGUAGGAGUAGUUAUAGGAUUCGGGUAUAGCAGAUAUCUUGAGAGAUUUGAAGGUAUUUUGGAAAGUGUUAAAAGGGUAGAGAAAGAUGUGCGUUUAAUAUAUUGAAAAUUUUCCAAUGAAAUUUUCGUUUAUAUAGAUUUUGUUGAUAUACUUUUGAAGGUUUCAAAUCUCUAGAGAUUUCUGGGUAUCACACAAAUCUCUAGACAUUGUGUUUUCUUAUCUUAAAAUAUUUUAUUAAAUUUAAAAUGAUUUCUGAAACAUAUUCUUGCUACAUAUGCUUUCAAAUCUCUCAAGAUUUCUGUGCAACUCCAGCUAAAUCCCUUUGUUAUAGGCCUAAGUUAUGCCAAUGUGUCCCAAUCUGUUGACACAUUUAUCUGUGAUACAUUUUAGGCGUCUAUAAUUUAGAAAAGGUAACUGAAACAACAAAAACAACAAAAAUUUGAUAAAGAAAAUUUUUAAAGCAGACAUAGAAAAAUUAAAACAAGAAGUUUUUCAAGUUAUUACCAUACACAUAUAAUAUAUUAUAAUCAAUAAGUCCGAGAGUUUUUGUAAGUCCUUUUCUAAUAUCACACAUAGACACAUAACACUCUUAUGCAUAAUGAUAUAAUAUACCAUAUAUAGUCCUGAUAUCUAUCAAGUAAUCUAUGUAUGUCCCAUUUGCAGUCGCUGCAAAUGUUUUUUGAUACCUAAAAAGCUUGUUUUCUUAUCGAAUUAUGACUAAGCCCAGACAAAAACAGAAAAACAAAUAGAGAAAACCUAUUAACAAAGUGUUUUUUUAAAACUCUAUGUAUCAUAUUAUAAACAUGCAUCUAUAUGCUAUAUAUUACACCUAUAUCUAUACAUUAUAUGUAGCUCUAAGCAUUACAUCAUAGCCACAUGUCUGUAUAUCUCUGAACUUCAUAUAUAUUUGCCUGUGCAAAAACAGAAUGCGAGAAAAACAAAUAAAAGCUGAGAGAAAACAAACAAAA
Messenger RNA from Drosophila kikkawai, 2504 nucleotides. RefSeq names its product misexpression suppressor of ras 3 (gene MESR3). Gene Ontology annotation, molecular function: DNA-binding transcription factor activity, RNA polymerase II-specific; RNA polymerase II cis-regulatory region sequence-specific DNA binding. Gene Ontology annotation, cellular component: nucleus. Gene Ontology annotation, biological process: regulation of transcription by RNA polymerase II. The record is from RefSeq and is a predicted model, not a curated record. NCBI's taxonomy places the organism in Eukaryota, Metazoa, Arthropoda, Insecta, Diptera, Drosophilidae.